CGGGCCCUGGCCCUCCUCUUGGGCCGGACCAAGGCGGAGGGAGGCAGGCUGGGUAGCUCGGCUUCCCUUUCCCUGCUCCUCCUCGCCAAGCCCAGCCAAGCAAGCCCAGCCGCCGCCGCCAUGGCCCAAGCAGACAUCGCCUUGAUCGGACUGGCCGUCAUGGGCCAGAACUUGAUCCUGAACAUGAACGACCAUGGAUUUGUGGUCUGUGCAUUUAACAGGACUGUAUCCAAGGUAGAUGAUUUCCUGACAAAUGAGGCCAAAGGAACCAAAGUGAUCGGGGCUCAUUCCUUGGAAGAAAUGGUCUCAAAGCUGAAGAAACCCCGGCGGAUCAUCCUUCUGGUGAAGGCAGGAAGCGCUGUGGACGACUUCAUCAACAAAUUGGUGCCUCUGUUGAGUGCUGGAGAUAUCAUUAUUGAUGGAGGAAACUCUGAGUACAGGGACAGCACGCGACGCUGCAAGGACCUCAAAGAGAAAUGCAUCUUGUUUGUUGGAAGUGGAGUUAGCGGUGGUGAAGAAGGGGCCAGGUAUGGUCCUUCACUCAUGCCUGGUGGAGCCAAAGAAGCAUGGCCUCACAUCAAGACAAUAUUUCAGAGCAUUGCUGCCAAAGUAGGGACUGGAGAACCCUGUUGCGACUGGGUAGGAGAUGAGGGGGCCGGACACUUUGUGAAGAUGGUGCAUAAUGGAAUCGAGUAUGGAGACAUGCAGCUGAUCUGUGAGGCUUACCAUCUCAUGAAAGACGUGUUGGGUAUGGACCACGAUGAGAUGGCCAAGGUAUUUGAGGACUGGAAUAAGACAGAACUGGACUCCUUCCUGAUUGAAAUCACCGCCAACAUCUUGAAGUACCGCGAUGCUGACGGAAAGCACCUGCUCCCCAAAAUCAGGGACAGCGCUGGCCAGAAGGGCACCGGGAAGUGGACUGCCAUCUCAGCACUGGAGUAUGGAGUCCCCGUCACUCUCAUUGGAGAGGCUGUCUUUGCCCGAUGCCUGUCUUCCCUCAAAGAGGAACGCAUACAAGCAAGCAAGCUGUUGAGUGGGCCCAAAGUGACUCCGUUCAGUGGGAACAAAGCCACGUUUCUGGAGGACAUCCGCAAAGCCCUCUAUGCUUCCAAAAUCAUCUCCUACACGCAAGGUUUCAUGUUGCUUAGGCAAGCGGCCAAAGAGUUCGGCUGGACCCUGAACUACGGUGCCAUAGCUCUGAUGUGGCGGGGAGGCUGCAUUAUCCGAAGCGUGUUCCUGGGGAAAAUCAAAGAAGCUUUUGACAGAAAUCCUGACCUGCAGAACCUCUUGUUGGAUGGAUUCUUUAAGACAGCAGUGGAGAAUUGUCAGGACUCGUGGCGACGUGCCAUCAGCAGUGGGGUCCAGGCGGGCAUCCCCAUGCCAUGCUUCACCACAGCGCUUUCUUUCUAUGAUGGGUACAGGCAUGGCACUUUGCCAGCCAACCUGAUCCAGGCUCAACGGGAUUAUUUUGGGGCCCACACCUACGAACUCUUGUCGAAACCGGGCGAAUUCAUCCAUACCAACUGGACGGGGCACGGCGGCACCGUCUCCUCUUCCUCCUACAACGCCUAGGUUCGAGAACGCCAGACCCGGCGCUCGGAAAUGCUAUAGAGCAAACACAUUCCUUCUCCGAUGGUGAUUCUCUUUUGCACUUUCCUAGAUGUAAAUGUAUUGGGCUUUUCUCUCUUGAUUUUUGGAAGACACGGUUGUCUCUUGUGAGAGCCAGAAUUAAAAAUGUUUAAAAACCUGG
Messenger RNA from Sceloporus undulatus (fence lizard), 1750 nucleotides. RefSeq names its product phosphogluconate dehydrogenase (gene PGD). The record is from RefSeq and is a predicted model, not a curated record. Gene Ontology annotation, molecular function: phosphogluconate dehydrogenase (decarboxylating) activity; NADP binding. Lineage: Eukaryota; Metazoa; Chordata; Lepidosauria; Squamata; Phrynosomatidae. Bases 121 to 1572 code for a protein of 483 amino acids. Gene Ontology annotation, biological process: pentose-phosphate shunt, oxidative branch; pentose-phosphate shunt. Gene Ontology annotation, cellular component: cytosol. The transcript is spliced from 13 exons.